AUGAGUAUGGCUUCAAGGAACCCACGGUUCUGUGAAGCUACUCAGCUGCUUUGGGAGCCGGGCGCCGUGCUGGACUCGGUGGAGUCGCCGCAGAGCAGCUGCCUCCAGGGUGCGGCGCGGGGCAGGGCGUCCCGGGCCGCGGGGGAGGAGGGGGUGGAGAAGGCCGGUCAGAAGCACACCCCGCACCUGAGCGGAAACGGCCACUGGGGGCGCGCAGGAAGCCGGGACCGGAACCUCAACAGCGCGGGCUCCACCCAACUCACCUGCGCAGGUAACCCGGGACCCGGAGGCGGAGCGGACUCGGAGUAUGUUUGGCCCUUUGUUCCGCGCUCGUCCGAGUGUCCGGGUCGCAAGCACCCUCGAAGCCCAGAGCCCAGCACUGUGAAGGUGACCCCCGUGGGCAGGAGGGCGACGGCCCCUGGGCGGACGAUGGCUGGCGCCCCCCUCUCCCAGGCUUGCAUCCCAGCGGUCGCCGUGUGGCUCCUGUGUGCUCUCGGCCUCCCGGGCAUCGCCGCUGGGCCGCCGCCCAGGCCCCCCGCGCAGCCCGACGGAGCCUCCUGCUUGGACCGCUUUACCCCCGGGGUGCCCGCUUUUGUACUUGACACCGAAGCCUCGGUCAGCAACGGGGCCACCUUCCUGGGUUCACCCACCGUGCGCCGCGGCCGGGACUGCGUGCGCGCCUGCUGCACCACCCAGAACUGCAACUUGGCGCUGGUGGAGCGGCAGCCCGCCGGCGGGGAGGACGCCGUGGCCGCCUGCUUCCUCAUCGACUGCCUCUACGGGCAGAACUUCGUGUGCAAGUUUGCGCCCAAGGAGGGCUUUGUCAACUACCUCACCAGGGAGGUUUACCGCUCCUACCGCGAGCUGCGGACCCAGGGCUUUGGAGGGUCCCGGACCCCCAUGCUCUGGGCAGGCAUAGACUUGAAGGUACAGCCCCAGGAACCCCUGGUGCUGAAGAGUGUGGAGAAUACAGAUUGGCGCCUGCUGCAGGGUGACCCGGACGUCAGGGUAGAGAGGAAUGAUUCGGACCAGGUGGAGCUAUGGGGACUCAAGGAAGGCACCUACCUGUUCCAGCUGACAUUGACCAACUCAAACCAGGCGGAGAACACGGCCAACAUCACAGUCACCGUUCUCUCCACCAAGCAGACAGAAGAUUAUUGCCUCGUGACCAAAAAGGUGGGCCGCUGCCGUGGUUCCUUCCCCCGCUGGUACUACGACCCCAAAGAACAGCUCUGCAAGAGUUUUGUUUAUGGAGGUUGCUCAGGCAACAAGAACAAUUACCUUCGGGAGGAAGAGUGCAAGCUAGCUUGCCACGAUGUGAAAGGCCCCUCCAAGGAAAGGCAUCAUACAGUGUGCUCCGGCGCCUGUCACUCCACCGAAUUCCACUGCAGCGACGGCUGCUGCAUCGACAGUUUCUUGGAGUGUGACGGCACUCCCGACUGCCCCGACGCCUCUGACGAGGCCGCCUGUGAGAAAUACACCAGAGGCUUUGAGGAGCUCCAGAACUUCCAUUUCCCCAGUGACAAAGGGCACUGCGUGGACAUGCCAGACACGGGCAACUGCAAGGAGAGCAUCCCUCGCUGGUACUACAACCCCUUCACUGAACACUGUGCCCGCUUCACCUAUGGUGGUUGUUAUGGCAACGAGAACAACUUUGAAGAGGAGCAGCAGUGUCUUGAGUCCUGUCGUGGCAUCUCCAAGAAGGAUGUGUUUGGUCUGCGGCGGGAAAGCUCCAUUCCCAACACAGGCUCCGUGGAGAUGACCAUUGCCGUGCUCCUGGUCGUCUGCAUUGUGGUGGUGGUAGCCAUCCUGGGGUACUGCUUCUUCAGGAACCAGAGAAAGAGUGUCCACAGAUACCACCACGGCCACCGCCACCCCCCACCCCCUACCCCUGCCAGCUCCACGGUCUCCACCACCGAGGACACAGAACACCUGGUCUAUAACCACACCACCCGACCCUUCUGAGCCUGGGGCUCAGCCCACUGUGGCCCCUCGGCCCUUCGGUCCAGGGCUCUCACGGGCUCUUGCCAGCCCUCCUCUGGCCCUGCUUCCUCCUUACCAAGGAGGCCUAGACUGGGAAAGACUUUGGGACCAGACCCCUCCUGCUUAUUUCCCAGGCCUCUCUGCCUCAGAGCCCAGGGCUCUGGUCCCUCUCAGAGAUGUCUCAGCUGAGCUCAGGCCACUUGUUCCUGAGAAAACUCCAGUGUCUGAGAGGAGCAGAGAAACUUUGAGCCAGGAGUUCUACGUAUAGAUGGACCUGCCUUGCGUAGGAUUUAAGAGGAAGUUGGAGGUUUGUUUCCUGUUCAAAGCUGUCCCACACUGGAAUGUGUCGGGAAGGGGCCUGGGCAGUGUCAGAAGCUGGAGGCUCCACCCCUGACCUCCAGAGCCACCCUUCCUGCUCUUCACAGUCCAGAGCUGGGGCAAGGACCUCCCUAUAUAUUUUAUGCUGUACAGAGUUCUUAUUGUUUAUUUAAUGCUGUGGAGGUGGAUGAGAGAGCUAUGGCAAAUGGCUCUCUGGCCUCUGCUGCUUCUUCCCCUUCCGCCAAGAAUGAGCCCCAACUUGGCCAGGCCUGGCACAUGGAACCGCAGCUGCUGCGUCCUCCCUGCACUCCCAGGGCUCUCCGGCACCACACCCCCACCAGCCUCCACUUCCCACAGGCCCCAGUCCACCCACAGUGUAAUAAAAUGGUUUGUCCCGUGAGGCUUCUGCCUCCGCUCUAUGGGCCAGGAGAGAGACCCAGCUUCUGGGGGGGAGAUGUGACCGCCCAGUCCAACCGGUUCAGGCUUUGGCCACCCUGUUUAGCAGGUUUUCCCACCCUUCCCGAAACUGCCCCAGCCCCUGAGGGUGGAGAGAAGUGCCAAGUUUGACCACCAGACGGGAGGGGUGAGAGGGCCACAGGACUGAGGGCGCAGGGGAGCUGCGGUGCUGCGGUGCAGUGUUUCUUCGUGGCCGGGGCAAGUCUUCACUACGGUGUGUAGUUGAGGACAGGAAGUGUGGGUACACACUGGUUCUUACCUUCGCUCCCUUUGGUGUGGGGGCUAGGGACAGGGGUCCCGUCUGGCCAAGGUCACUGUCCCCUUCCCACCCACAGAAGCCAUGGCUUCCCAGGAGUAGCUGCUCCCCAGACUCUGAACUCCUACCCAGGGGCCAUUGAUUGAGGUGGUCCACUCCACCCACACCCCUCUCUUUGAGCCACAUCGUGGUGCAAAAAAAAA
Molecule: messenger RNA, 3216 nt
Organism: Phyllostomus discolor (pale spear-nosed bat)
Lineage: Eukaryota; Metazoa; Chordata; Mammalia; Chiroptera; Phyllostomidae
Gene: SPINT1
Product: serine peptidase inhibitor, Kunitz type 1
Exons: 13
Coding region: 1-1965 (654 amino acids)
Molecular function (GO): protein binding; serine-type endopeptidase inhibitor activity
Source: RefSeq, a predicted model, not a curated record